GUUUAAUAUCCUUAAUAAUAGUUUCAUACUAAUAAUUCAUUAUAAAUUUACAAGAAAAAUGGCAAAAUUACUGUCCAAUGAUCAUAUUUCUGAUAUUUUUAUAAAUUUAUCACAACAUGUUGUUAUUCGCAUUAAACGACAAAACGUCCUCCUUGAAGAGGAUGAAUUCUGGAGACAAAUCUAUUAUGGCAAUAUUGAGGAUGAAGUUUUUAUGGAAAUGGAUAGGGUACAUCACAAAGUUUCGCCAAUAGCUCAGAAUAUGAGAUUAUCUGUAAAUAAUAGACACAAAUUGAAACUCAACAAGAGACCGGAUAUUCAAGCUGAGGUUCUUUCCUCCAUAUCACAAUCGAAUAGUGGGAAUGCUAGCAGGGGUCCUAGUAGUAGCCUUGACAUUAUGGAAUCUUCUAUUAAUGGUAAUUCUGAAAAUGAGGAAAAUACUGAGUCAGCUACAUCACUUAAUGUGAAAAGAAGAUCUUAGAAAUCUUAAAAAAUGUGGCUAACGCUUUUCAAACACUUCUUUUACAUAACUAGCCCUUAAUUAGCCAGAUUUUU
Messenger RNA from Dimorphilus gyrociliatus, 552 nucleotides. The record is from the annotation of a GenBank genome assembly. Lineage: Eukaryota; Metazoa; Annelida; Polychaeta; Dinophilidae.